Ctenocephalides felis (cat flea) is the source of this 2583-nucleotide messenger RNA. Its product is annotated as triple functional domain protein-like. The transcript is spliced from 10 exons. The annotation marks the transcript as partial. NCBI's taxonomy places the organism in Eukaryota, Metazoa, Arthropoda, Insecta, Siphonaptera, Pulicidae. Gene Ontology annotation, cellular component: cytoplasm. Gene Ontology annotation, molecular function: protein binding; guanyl-nucleotide exchange factor activity. The record is from RefSeq and is a predicted model, not a curated record.
GUUUCAUCACAACUGGAGAUGUGGAGAGUUGAAUUAGAACACAGUGAAUUAUCUCGAGAUUGUCAGAAAGCGGAACAGUUUUUGAGAUUACAUAAUGAAUCAGUUCAGCAAAUGCAGAACACGACCUACCAGGUUUUGCAGCAAGGUCAGGAUUUGCUACAAGCUUUGGAAACCAGUGGAGCAAGAGUCAUGUCUGAUGCUCAGUAUAAUGCACAAACCAGGGUAGAGGCUUUGUUGGAGUUUCUCCAUGAUAGCGAAUUGGAUCUAGAAGAUCGAGCGGAAUUGAAACGCGUGAGACUCGAGCAAUGUGUUCAACUCUGCCAGUAUCAGAAUGACGCCAACCAGGUUCUAAGUUGGAUAAGAAAUGGCGAAGCUAUGUUGAUGGCUAGUUUUACCAUUCCCAGCGAUCUUACUGAUGCUGAAAUGCUCAAGAAAGAACAUGAACAGUUCCAAGUUGCCAUUGAGAAAACUCAUACUUCAGCCGUCCAGGUGAAAUUCCGAGCAGACUCCUUAGUAGCUGCAAACCAUUACGAUCCGACAACUAUUCAAACGAUUUCCGAUGAAGUCACCAAACGGUGGCAACAAUUGGUGACAUAUGCUGAAGAAAGACAUAAACUAGUCACGGCCAGUUUGAAUUUUUAUAAAACUGCCGAACAAGUAUGCUCUGUCCUGGAUAGUUUGGAAAGAGAAUAUAGACGCGAUGAAGACUGGUGUGCAGGCACCACGAAUGGCAACUCCUCUCAAAAUGACAAAGCUAGUACAAUAGUUCAAUUCAUUAAUAAGCAUCAAGAGCAAAAAGAAGCUUUCCUAAAAGCUUGUACCCUGGCUAGAAGAACAGCCGAAACUUUCCUUAAAUACACAACCAGAAGUCUCCAAUUCUACAGUUACCCAGGAACCGGAAGUUCCGAAGCAAGAGUCAGAAGCAUUUUAGAAAAGUUGUUGUCACAAGAAAAUAAAGUUUUAGAAUAUUGGACUCAGAGGAAGAAACGUUUAGAUCAAUGCCAACAAUAUGUACUGUUUGAAAGAUCUGCUAAGCAGGCUAUAGAAUGGAUACAUGAAACUGGUGAGAAUUAUUUGGCAACCAGGGCUGCCAGCAUUGGAGGAAGCAGAGAAGAAACUGAAGAUCUUUUGAGGGAGCAUACGGAGUUUAAAGGAACUGCCAAAGAAACGAGGGAACGAGUAAAGUUGCUAAUACAGUUGGCUGAUAGUUUGGUAGAGAAAGGACAUGCUCAUGCUAGUUCUAUUAAGCAAUGGGUUGCCGCCGUUGACAAUAGGUAUAAAGAUUUUAGUGCUCGUAUGGACGCUUAUAGGCAACAAUUGGAAGGCACUCUUGGUCUUCCUGCGGUGGUACAAGAGGAAGUUCCGGUGCCGGAACCUACAACGAAAUCUAGUCAUAGUGAUAGACAUUCAGACCCAUCACUGGAGGCCAAAUUGAAAGAAGUAUCUUCCAAGGAAAUGAAAGAAGUUAAUGAAGAAAAACGGAAAUCCGCUAGACGAAAGGAGUUUAUAAUGGCAGAACUUUUGCAAACGGAGCGUACCUAUGUUAAAGAUUUAGACAUUUGCAUAAAAUGUUUUCUGAACGAAAUGCGAACGAACCCAAGUAACGUCCCGACUGCAAUACAAGGAAAGGAAGAUAUACUCUUUGGAAAUAUGGAAGAAAUUUAUCAGUUCCAUAAUUCAAUAUUUUUGAAAGAAUUGGAAAAAUAUGAAACAAUGCCAGAAGAUGUCGGACAUUGUUUCGUAACUUGGGCAUCGAAGUUCGAUAUGUAUGUGCACUACUGCAAAAAUAAGCCUGAAUCCAAUACACUCUUGGUCCAACAUGGAGGUACAUAUUUCGACGAUUUGCAACGUAAAGCAAAGAUUGAGCAUCCAUUGGCUGCUUAUUUAAUCAAACCUGUACAAAGAAUAACCAAAUAUCAGUUACUGCUUAAAGAUCUGCAGGCAUGUUGCUUAGAAGGACAAGGAGAAAUCAAGGAUGGCUUAGAUGUGAUGUUAAACGUCCCAAAGAAGGCUAAUGAUGCGAUGCAUUUAUCUCUCUUGGAACAAUGUGAUGUGUCUGUGGAUUCUUUGGGAGAUGUAGUUUUACAGGAUGGGUUCCAUGUGGUCGAUCCAAAACAUUUGAUAAGAAAAGGACGAGAUCGACAUAUAUUUUUGUUUGAAUUAUAUUUAUUAUUCGCCAAAGAAGUUAAAGACAAUAAUGGCAAAGCCAAAUAUAUUUAUAAGAAUAAAUUAAUGACUUCAGAAUUAGGCGUAACAGAACACAUAGAAGGCGACGAGUGCAAAUUCGCCGUCUGGACGGGUCGACCGCCCCUAAGUGAUUACAGAAUAAUUUUAAAAGCUUCUUCCUUAGAAGCAAAACAAAUGUGGGUCAAAAGACUCCGAGAAGUCAUUCAAGAGACCUACUUCAGCAGUGCAUUGCCAAUGCACAUGCCUCCUAAAUCUCCUGGAAAAGGAAAACAUAAUGCUAGUCAGAGAAGUAGCAGGGAUCUAGAAGAAUGUACAUCUUUGGACGAAAGUGCAGAAAACUUGGAUAGAAAUUCGUUGGCCUCUUUCGGAAGUGGAAACACCACAGAUUCAGACAAG